AUGAUCCCUAUCGUGGACUUUUCUUCAUGGAACAAACCGCAGGAUGAGUCAGACAAGUUACAUGUGGCGAAUCAACUUGUGGAGGCUUGCCAGGCAGUCGGAUUUGUCUAUAUCACCAACCACUCUCUGCAAGAGUCGGUAAUCGAUGGGGCGUUUGACUGGUCCAAGCGUCUCUUCCAGCUUCCGAGAGAAGACAAAAUGAAGGCUCCACAUCCAGAAGGCUGGGCUGUCCAUCGAGGAUACUCAUGGCCGGGGUUGGAGAAGGUUUCCCAAGUGAUGAGCACUGUGGAUGAUGAGCAAGCGCGAAGGAAGUUGAGGGAGGUACCUGAUGUCAAGGAAAUUUAUGAUAUCGGGAGCGAGCAUAAUACCGCCCAACCUAAUCAAUGGAUCCCUGAUGAAUGCCUCCCGGGAUUCCGCGAUUCUAUGACCAAGUUCUAUUGGGAAUGCCAGCGGGUUGGGGAUGAGAUCCUACGUGCUCUCGCCGUUGGAUUGAAUUUAGAAAAUGAAUCAUAUCUGGUAGAGAAACACUCAGGACAUAACAACCAGCUGCGACUGCUACAUUAUCUGCCAGUACCAGCCGCAGACUUGGAGCAAGAACGAACAGCCCGCUGUCCGGCACAUACGGACUGGAGCUCCAUGACAAUGCUUUUCCAAGAUGAUUGCGGCGGCCUCGAAGUCGAAGACGUUUCCCAGCCAGGCACGUUUAUCCCCGUGGCCCCUAUCAAAAACGCCAUCGUAAUGAACAUUGGGGAUUUACUUCAGAGGUGGAGCAACGACCGGCUGAGAUCAACUAACCAUCGAGUCCAAGCGCCUCCUCUCGCUGAUCGAUUCUCGGGCCCGUUUCGGAUGACUCGAGAGCGAUUCUCGAUUCCGUAUUUCAUGUCUCCCGACCCUGAAUCUGUCAUCGAAUGCAUACCUUCCUGCAUGGAUGAUAAAGAGGGGGCCAAGUACGAACCAAUUACGCAGGCUGAGUACAACGAAAUGCGGGCGUCCAUGAUGUACUAG
Molecule: messenger RNA, 1005 nt
Organism: Aspergillus campestris IBT 28561
Lineage: Eukaryota; Fungi; Ascomycota; Eurotiomycetes; Eurotiales; Aspergillaceae
Product: isopenicillin N synthase family dioxygenase
Exons: 3
Coding region: 1-1005 (334 amino acids)
Molecular function (GO): dioxygenase activity
Source: RefSeq, a predicted model, not a curated record